Puccinia graminis f. sp. tritici CRL 75-36-700-3 is the source of this 2199-nucleotide messenger RNA. RefSeq lists its product as uncharacterized. Lineage: Eukaryota; Fungi; Basidiomycota; Pucciniomycetes; Pucciniales; Pucciniaceae. The record is from RefSeq and is a predicted model, not a curated record. Gene Ontology annotation, biological process: intracellular protein transport; vesicle-mediated transport. The transcript has 10 exons. Bases 1 to 2199 code for a protein of 732 amino acids. Gene Ontology annotation, molecular function: clathrin binding. Gene Ontology annotation, cellular component: membrane coat.
AUGUCGCAGGAUGCCAAACUAUUCUCAAGAGGAAAAGUGCAAGAACUCAGGGCAGAACUUCAGAAUGACAAGAAGGACAAAGGAUUCCAAAGGAAGAAGAACACCCUCAAGAAGAUCGUCGCCAAUAUGACCAUGGGUAACGACAUGGCUCCCUUGUUCCCUGAUAUAGUCCAAUGCAUGGGAAUUCAAGUCUUAGAGAUCAAGAAGAUGGUAUACCUCUACUUGACAAACUAUGCCAGGUCAAAACCAGACUUAGUAAAAUUUACCAUGGAUGGCUUUCUAUCAGAUUCUCAUGAUCGGAACCCUCUCAUUCGCGCCCUGGCUAUCCGUACAAUGUCCUACAUCUCCGUCCCAGCCGUCCAUCGGGCCCUCCUAGAUCCCUUACGUCACGCCUUAAAAGAUACCGAUCCAUACGUCCGGAAAACAGCGGCUAUCUGUGUCGCCAAACUCUUCACACAUGAUCGGAAGUUAGUCGAGAAGGAGCAAUUCAUAAAUAGCCUCAGAGAUCUAUUGGCCGAUUCUAAUCCGACGGUCAUUGCGAAUGCCGUCGCGGCCUUGACGGAGAUUUCAGAAAAGAGUGAAAACAUUCAACUCAGACUCAACCUGGUGAUUGCCAAUAAAUUACUGUCGGCCUUGAACGAGUGCUCUGAAUGGGGGCAGACAUAUAUAAUCGAGGCCUUAAUGUACUACGUCCCUGAACAAUCAGCCGAUGCCGAGAUCUUGGCGGAGCGUCUAGUGGCCAGGCUACAGCACUCGAACAGUGCCGUCGUCUUAACAACUAUCAAAGUGAUGAUUUAUUUGAUGAACUACAUGUCAAAUCCAGAAAUUAUGGAGACGCUCUGCAAACGAAUCAGCGCCUCUCUUAUCACUCUACUCUCUUCAGGUUAUGAAGUUCAGUAUAUCGCUCUGAGGAAUAUCUUGCUAAUCAUUCAGCGAAGACCAGCCGUUCUGAAGAAUCAAGUCAAAGUCUUUUUCUGCAAGUAUAAUGAUCCAAUUUACGUGAAACUGGCCAAACUAGAGAUUAUCUAUCGACUUGCCAGCGAUGGAAAUUAUGAACAGGUUCUCGCUGAACUAGCAGAAUACGCAACGGAGGUGGAUGUAGAUUUUGUCCGAAAGGCAGUUCGAUCCAUCGGAAGAUUAGCAAUCAAGAUCCCUCUGGCCUCCGAUCGAUGUAUCACGGUGCUUCUAGAGCUUGUAGCCACGAAGAUCAACUAUGUUGUCCAAGAGGCCAUCGUCGUCAUCAAGGACAUAUUUCGGAAAUAUCCCAAUCAAUACGAGGGUAUCAUUGGUUCUCUCUGCCAAAACUUGGACGCCUUGGAUACCCCCGAAGCUAAGGCUUCGAUGAUUUGGAUCAUCGGCCAGUAUGCCGACCGGAUCGAAAAUUCUGAUGAACUGCUCGAGGAUUUUGUUUUCACUUUCUUGGAGGAACCUGUUGAGGUUCAACUAGCGCUUUUAACUGCUACCAUCAAACUAUUCCUUAAACGACCCACCGCGGGGGCUGAGUUGGUCCCGAAAAUCUUGAAAUGGGCAACCGAGCAGGUUGACAACCCAGACUUGAGAGAUCGAGGAUUCAUUUAUUGGAGACUAUUGUCGACUAAUCCAGCAGCUGCAAAGCACAUCGUCAUGGCCGACAAACCUCCAAUUUCUACCGAAAGUGAAACGCUCGAUCCGGCCGUCCUUGACCGGUUGCUAUUGCAAACUGGCACACUCAGUUCCGUGUACCAUAGAAGUCCCGAGAUUUUCAUUCGACAUACCAAACCGAAAUAUCUAAGUGAUUCGCCCGCUCUGAAUCCAGCAGCAAAAAAAUCGUAUCAAGAGUCAUUAGAGAUUGCAGCUCGACGGCCACCGCCGGUUCCGGAGACGAUGACUGUUCCAAAACCGAUGUCCCCAUCAACAGUGACGAGAGAACCGACUACAGCUGAGGAAAGUCCGAGGCAUUCGACGGCCGAACCAACGCACUCCUCUUUCAAUGAUCAACUACCUCAGGAGACGGAGAGUGCGGUCCAGCAGGAGGUCUAUCGGACCAGCAGUCUGGAUGUCGAUGACCAGCCGGCCGUCGAUCAUGAUGAUCCCUAUGCUGCUCUCAGUAGCUUGGACCCCUCCGGAUUCUAUGGUCAUCAACAGGGCAAUUAUCAAUCCGAUGAGCCUCAACCUUUAAGCGGAAUGAUCCAUCAUCCCGGCAAUUAUUCCUUGAUUUGA